CUCCCCUUUCCUCUCCGCCACUUGACGGCCGGUGCCAGCCGCCUGGCAAGUUAGAUGUGGGUCUUUGGGAGCCGACGUGCAGGCGGGUGCGGCCCGACCGCCGCGGACACUUCAGCGAGGCGCUGGGCGCGCGGGCGGGGCGGGGCGGGGGGCGGUGUAGUCGCUGCUCUGCCCCCGCGAGCUGCAGCGCCGGGAGCCGCGCUCGGGAAGCGGCACCUAGUGCCAUUGGCUCGGCGAGCGGCGCUGUCGCCAGGAAGGCAGCGGCUGGCGGGGCCGGAGCGGCUGCUCCGGUAACCAAGGAGCGGGGAGAGACGCAGACACACACACGCCGGCCCCGCGCCAUGCGCCGCCGCCGCAGCCCCGCGGCCGCCUGAGGGCAGCGCCCCCGGCCCGGGCUGGUCCCGCGGGCGGGCUCGAGCGCUCGCCGGAGCACAGGACCCCCGACCCCCGCUCCCGGCUCGGCGGCUCUUGAUGGCGUCUCACCAGCAGACCCGGAUCCAAGCCUACCUGGAGAGGAACAAGAUCGGGCCCCUGUUCGAGGAAUUGAUGACCAAGCUGAUAACAGAAACACCUGACCAGCCAAUCCCAUUUCUCAUUGACCAUCUUCAGUCUAAACAAGGAAACCGCAGUCAGCUUCAGAGAACAUUGUCAGGAUCUGCUGCUCUCUGGGCAGAAAGUGAAACAUCAGAAAACAAAGGAACACGAAGAGAUUUCAGAAGUUAUGAUAAACCUUGGCAGGUUAAUGCAAAGAAGCCUAAAAAGUCCAAGAGUGACCUUGCUGUUUCCAACAUUUCUCCACCGUCACCAGAAUCCAAGUCAUUGCCAAGGUCGAUAGAGCAUCCUAAAUGGGACUGGCGGACAAAAAUAGAGAGCCGUGAUUUUGAUGAAUUAAAUCAUAUUCUACAGGAGAGUAAGAAGCUGGGGAAAGCCCUUGAGAAUCUCUCUCGCAGCAUUGCUAUUUCUGAUGAACUGGAUAAGGACACAACCGGUUUUAAUGCUCCUCUUCUAAGACCUUGUGUGAUUGGAGAAUGGAUUGGCCGUGAGGAAAACGAUGCAGAUCCGUUGGCUGCUGAAAUGUUGCAACCACCCAUACCAAGAAGUAAAAAUGAACAAUGGGACAGUGAGGAUAGCAACAGCAGUCCUGGAGGAAGCUUAAAGAUGGAGCCGAAGACCAAAGGAUUGAAACAACAGCAGCAGCAACAUAAGAAGCUACUGGCUGCUAUGCUUUCCCAGGACUCCUUUGAUUCUGUCCAAAGUACAGCUCCUUCAGUGACAGAGGAAGAUAUUGACAAUGAGGAUGAUGCAAUGGAACUGCUGGAGGAUCUUGAUGAUUUAAGAAUGGAAGGAGUAACCAGUUUGAUGUCUUCUGGGAGCAAAUUUAACCAAACUCGAAGUGCACAUCCUGUUGAACCUCAGGCAAAGGUCACACUGAACAUCUGCGCAAGGUGUGCCAGACUGCAAGGAGAUAACUUAGUGGAACAGGCGGAGGAUGUGUCGCUCAUGUCUCAGGGUCCUGAGAAAGCACUGCCUGACUCUGAUGCUUCAGUGCCUGGAGUGAAAACACAGAUGGAAGAUACUAAUGACUUUGAAAGUGCAUCUCAAGUAAUGGGACCUCAUCAACCGGCAUGGGACCUGGACAUCAUGUGCAUCAGAAAUGGAGGUUCCCCAAGCCAGAAACUCUUAAAAGAUUCCAUAGCGGCUAAAGAAUUACAGACCAUGGAAAAACACCUGGCUGACAUUGAAAAGGACUUAGCACUCUGGGAAGAAGCAAGGCUGUCAAGGAGCCCUAGUAGUCAACCUACUAAUUUAGUUACUUCAGAUCAUCAAGGAAACCGUCAAGCCACACCAAGCCAAAAUUCAAGGCCUCAAGUGCCAACUCAAUCUGGGAAAAAUGUUCAACUCCAGCUGCAAGGAAAUAAAUCACCACCACUGCCUAAUAACAGCAGAACCCAGGUCUGCAGUAUCUCAAACAGUAGGCCUCAGACUCCCAACAUGCAGACCAACAGGCAUCCAAUUCCAUCAACAGGAAACAGACCUGUGACUCCGAAUAGUUUGCUGUCACGACCUCUAACACCUAGCAACCAGGAAAAUAAGGAAGGAAUCAUUAGUAUGCAAAGAAGCAGGUCUUUAACAUCUAAGAGCCAAAUGGGGAGGACCCUCGGAACUCCUUCAGGGCUAGCUGUCCAAAUGAGUGGAGACAUUGUUGGAACUGUCACUCAGAGAAGCAGUAUAUCAGAAGAUGAAUUCUUACAACAACUUCAACUUGUCCACCAACCCUGGAUAUUGCCAAGUGACACAGAGAGUGAAGGAGUGGAAGCUGAUCAAGAUAAAUUUGGGAUCUGGUUACACUGCUGUUGCCAUGCUGUGACACAACGGGGAAAGACAGGACCUCAGUUGCCUGGGGACUGCACUUAUCUGUGCCCAACGUAUUUAUUUCAGAAGAAAAACACAAAAAUAAAAUUCAGUGAUAUUGCAGUUCUGAGUGGGCUGUAAACAUGCUUAAUUUACUUAAAUAUAAGUUAUUUCAUAACAUUUAUUAAAUGAUUCAUCUAAAAAACUUUAAUCUAAAAGCACAUUUUUCAAGAGAAGUACAUCAGGAUUAUUAUUCGUAUAAACUCUAAAAAGAAAUGGAACUAAAAUGUUCUACUAAUUUAUAUCAGCUUAAAUCACUAAUAGUUUGAAGGGUCAGCAAAUGUUGCUGAACUGUUCAUAAAAUGCAUCUAGUUUUCCAUCAAAUCUUAAUUAAAUCAACUGUUACCAAAACAGAGCAAACAGCGAGCCCUAUCUAAUUUUCCUGGUUCUUAUACUAUAACUAACAUGCUGGCAUCAGGAUAGGUUAGUGUCCUCACCCCAGUCAGAAAGAAUAUUGUAGUAUCAUAAUACAUUUUAUCUUAUCUUUAACUGUCACAUAUUCUUAAUUUUUCAUUAGUUUUUAUCAGUGUACCAAGAGAGUACAAAAUGCUAUUAAUUGAGAAUGGCAUCCUUGUACUCCUAAUUUACACUCACUUUACACAGGUGUAAAUAACUUCAUACUGUGCAAGACCAGGGAGAAUCUGGUGGGAAGUGCAGCAUUCUACACUGCCUAAAUCCUUAAACAGAUUUUGGCUCUGUGGCUAGGUGAUUGAUUCAACAUAGAAAACACGUUCCUACAGAAAUCAGGACAAAUGUAAAUACUUAAUAUGUUUCCAGAGUACAGAAAUGACCUGAAGGUGAACAGCUCAUGAAAAAUAACAUUUUUUUCCUGUGAUGCAUAAUACACUAUACCCUUAACACUUUAAAACCUCUUCCACAGCCAUAUAGUACACUCUACAAGCCUUAUAAUUAUACCAGCUCAAUGAUAUGAAAUCUCCUCUGAGCAUUCAAUGGAAUAGCUUAAAUUUAUGGGGGGGAAAAGUAUGGGUGUUGUAUGCUUACAUGUACAUAAACUUUAAAAAAGGUUUUUUUUAAAAACUGUUAACAACCUUUGCCUUAAGUCACAUACAUGUUAGUGGGCAGGUUCUUAGGGUUUAGGGGCUAGAUACUCUCGAACUAUAGUCUUUCUACCAAUUAUAUAUUGAUCGACCAUAAGGCCAUCAAUAAUUCUCUCAGUAUGCGGUACUAACAUAUGUAACACUUAGUAUGUAGAAAGCAUUUCAAGUACUGUAAGCAUUAAAAAGAUAAAUUGAAGAAAUGAUUAAUUAAAGCUUGAAUGGUGCUUUAUACAUUUAGGGCCACAUUGUGGUCUCAGAUUGUUUUUAUACUAGUGUGACCUCAGUGGCUUCAGAAUUACUCAUACUGGUUUAUUAUAGUAUAAAUCCAUAGAGCUAGAUUCAUAGCUAUUUAGUUGACAACACUUAACUUAUUACUUUUCUCUCUUCUAUUAGAAAAUCAAAGCAUCAAUGCUCAGAUUAUUUUUUCUAAUCAAGUCCCUUCUAAAACUCCUUUCUGACUGAGUAACCUGUUGCAUACUAACAAAGGUAUCUGCUGUUUGCUGAACAUGUAACAAUUCUGCAAGACAAGUAAUACAGGACUUGACAUAAUGGUCAUUCUAUUCCUAAACUUGCUAAAUGCUUGACCUUAAUGAUUCUUUUUUUUUUUUUUUUUUUUUUUUUUGGAGCUGCAAAUUCCACAAGAUAAAUAUGCAUUGUAGAUUGUAGAAAUCUACAAUUGUAGAUAGGAGAAAUGUAACUUCUCUCUUAUAUAUUUUUUCCAUUACAUUGAACACCAUGUAGGAAUCCCAAAUUCACCUUCUUUCUGCCAUUCCUUAUUUUACAUACAUUGUUCAUUAUUCUUAUUCUAGCUAUUUAAAUUUAUGUUCUUUAUUUUGUAUAUUGUACAUCAUGAACUUCUUUCUUCUAUGUAAACUGAGCAGCCCCAGUCUUUCCUGUCUCUCCUUAUAUGGAAGGGCUUCCAUGCCUCUACUAACUUUCAGCAUUCAGCUCUGGGCCCCAUCCAGAAAUGUUCUAUCCUCUUUGAGAUAGGAUGACAAGAAGUGACCAUGGAAUUGCAGGUAAGGUUAUAUCUUAAUGUAAUGACCUUUGAAUAACAUUGUCUUCUAUUCUUUAUAUACCUUAACAAUUCCUUACUUUUACCUCUUAUUGGGUUCAUCUACACAUGCAUUUGCUGCAGCACCAGUUUGCUUGUAAGUAAAUUUCUCAUGGGUAAAUGGUGCCGGGCAAGCAUCUACAUGUGCAGGGAAGUGGGAACAGAUUUGCUGUUAAUCUGCUCCCGCUUCCCAGGGCCCUACAGUGGGCCCUGUUGCCUCUAGCAGGUAGCUAAAGGCUCCAGCUGCAGCAGCCAGGCCUCUUCAAAAGGCAGCCCUGCUCUCUGGCUCUGGCCAGCCACAUCCCUGGCCAGAAGCAGCAUGCCCAGCACAGGGACAGCAUGUGGCAGUGCUCUCCUUGCUGCCUCUACCUCCCUACACCAUGGCUGCUCUGGCCCCUGCUCCUGGCAGAGAUGACCAGUGCUCUGGGCUCCUGCUGGCUGGCACACUAGCCCUGCUGGCCUACCAUGCUGACCGCCACCUGGACCACAGCCAUCUUGCCCCCCCUGGUUGCCCCACAUGCAGCAACUACUUGCCAGGCCACCACAUCAUCCCAUAUCUGUCACCUUAACCCCUUCUGCCUGACUGGACCCUGGCAGGGAUGCCAACAGUGGGCUCUGGGUUGCAACUGCUGAGGCUGCCGUCACCCUCCUGGGCCUCCAGUCCCACCACCUCUGGGCCCACCAGGCCAGCCAGGACUGAUGGCUGCACAUCAUCCAGCAUACCUGGAAUGAUGAGCAGUGGCUGGAGAUGUUCAAGAUGACCUGAGCCACCCUUCAGGAUCUCCUGGUGCAGCUCUGUCCACACCUGGAGCAGCAGAACACUGCUAUGCAACUGCCCCUCUCCACAGACACCUGGCUGGCUCUCACUCUCCUCAAGUUAGCCACGACUGCCAACCUGUGAUAUGUUGGUCACCUGUUGGACAUGGGCAAGGCCAAGGCAACCACUAGGAACACUGUCGUGGAAGUGUGCAGCUCUCUCCAGGACAUGCUGGGGGACACCAUGCUCCAUGUGCAUGACCCCUUGGCAGUGGUGGUGGGGUUCCAUGUCCUGGCAUUCCCCUAGUGUACUGGGGCCUUGGGAAGGGCCCACAUCCCCAUCACCUGCCCGCCCCAGGGGAUUUCACUCCGUGGUGCUCCAGGCCAUUGUGGACCACUGUCGGGCCUUCAUGCACAUGAGCAAUAGCUGGGUGGGUAGUGCCCACAAUGCCUGUGUCUUCAGGAACUCUGGCCUGUUGUCUCUAGUGGAUAGUGGGCACUUUUUGCUGGGGGUACCAGACCUGCAGCUGGGUGCCAUGGCCAUCCCACUGCUCCUUAUUGGGAACCCCAUCUACCCACUUCUGUCCUGGCUCAUGCAGCCCUAUACUAGCCACCUGGACCCCUGCUAGGCUCACUAACUCAUGCCUGGUUCGGACCCAUGCCCUAGUGGAGUGCACCUUUGAAUGCCUGAAGAAGCCUUUGUGCUGCAUAACAUCUGCAAGACCCAAGGGAAUCUCUUCCACGAGGCCUGGACAGAGGAGGCACAGUGUGCAGAAGACACUUGGCGUAGAAGCAUCAACUGCAGUGGCAGUGGCGGUGCCCCCCCCACCCAUUCCCAAAAGGCCUCAGGAAAGCUGCAUACCUGUCAGCAGGGGCCAGGGCACCAGGUAUGGGAGGCACUGGCCAACCACCUCCUCCAGCACUCCCCACUCUAGCCUUCCUGCACCACUGCCCACUGACCCUCCCACCCCCUCUGCUCACCCCCAGUACCAUGCUCACUGCAGACACAUCUCACAAGAACAAGUUUUUAUUUUCCUUACAUCAACCAGAGCCCCCUUCCCUCCCCAACAGAUCCUCCCUCCCCCUUCUCUCCCCAACAAACAGAGCCUAUCCACCACCCACCCCACCCACAAACAAUAAAAAAACUUUCUUCCCCAUGAAAACUGUGUACAGUGUCCUUUGUGGGCCAUCCCAGGGUGGGGAGUCAGGGGGGUGGAGACACCUAGAGGGUAGAGCCAAGGGACAGGCAGCCAGUACCCCAGCAUUUGGCUCUUCGCUCAUGGGUGCACAAAUAACAGCGAGUGUGGUGGGUGCAGGGCUUGCCCAAGGGCAACAGCCCCCAGUGCUCCCCUGGUGGGGGAGGCUUCUCCUCCAGCAGGUGGUGGCAGGGUCAGCAGGGCUGACAUGCAGUUCUGGUCCCACUGCAGGCAGCUCUGGCUUUGCACCUGCUUGGAGUGAAGGCAAGCGGCAGGCCUGGACCCAAGCAGGGGGGCUAGGUGGUGCCAGACCUGAGGCAGGGGCUGGGCUAUGGGAUCCUGGCUGCUGGGGGUGGUGCAGAAGAUCCUCCCAGGCCCAGGUGGGGGCCUGUUGCUGGGUGGUGGGUGGCUGCCAGGGGCAGGCAGGGCUAGGGUCAGGUGCCAGGCAGCGGGUGGCACAAAGGUGAGCUCCAGGGCCAGAAUGGUGUUCAGCAUCCAGCAGUCAUUGUCCAUGGCCUGCACUGCCAAGGCCAGGAUGGCAUUCUACUUCUGCAGUGCUUCCACCUGUUCAUGCUUCAGGACCAGGACCUAUGCCCAGAACUCCCUGUCCACCCAAUCCUGUGUGUGCUUGCAGGCAACAUCCUCUGCUCUGCCACCUGUCCUGACAGCCUACGUUUUCCACCUACCAGGCCCGAGCAUCCACCAGCUGGUGCUCUGACGCCAUGAGGAUCAUCUCCAGGUGAUCCAGGAGGAGGGUCAAGGUCCUUGUUGGGUAGAUCUAGCACUGCCACAGGGCCCUGGCUGUGGUCAGUGGUGACCCUGAGGCUGCAUCCCAGCUGCCAAGUGUAGCCUCUCCCCCGCAUGCAUCUGCAGGCCCUGUGGAGCAAUUCUUUAUGUAAGUUUGCAACAUUUCAGAGAUAUGAUGUUUUGUACCGGGGCUGUGCCCUGGACAGCCUCAGAUUGAGGGUCAGGAGUGCAUGGGUACUCAGAAAUCAUGGUAAAUUGGCUGGGCAAACCUGGGCCCAGGUGUCUGUUGACUGAGUCCUUUGUCCCUGCUUGUUCGCUUGGGGCUGGUGGGCUGCUGGGUGCUGGCCACAGACAGCCUGCCUCCCUGCCCCAUUCCCAGGCCAGGAGAGGGCAGGCUUCUGGCAGCACCUCUUGCCAUGGCUCUAGACUCUACUGCCCCCCUCCUCCUGCAGGCCAGUCUGUAUCCUCUGCUAUUGCCCAGCCUACAGCAGCUGGACUUGAGGGACAUGGGGCUCCCUGAUGACUGGGAUGAGGAGCUGCCCACAUCUCGACCCUCACUACAAGGGCCUCUCCAAGGAGGUGCCCCAAGGCCAACCCCCACCCCCAUAUCACUGCUGUGCCCCAAGAGUGCCCCUGAUGCAUGUCGUGGGUCCUAUACAAGAAGCUGUUUGCAUAAACUGAGGGGCGCCUGACCCACUACACCCUGCUGGUGCCCAGGACAAACUUGCACACCUGACAUAGAGCCCUGAGCUACAAUGGCAUGGGGAGCAAGCCCGGGCUGCCCUGCAACUUUUGCCACUGCCCUGAGGGCUAGCUGUGGUUGCACUACAUGACCUUGCCCCUUGCAGCUGAGGAGGACAUUGCUGCCAACUUCAACGUGUUCCUUGGUAUGUGAGAGACCUGUGCCCACCUACCUGCAGGGGCAUGGACAGCUCCAUAAAGUUUUGCACUGUCUCCCGCUUCCCUGCAGGCUGUGGGGGGAGAACCUAGGAGCCAAGGGUGUGGGAGGCUGGACAUAGAGGUGGGGCAGGGGCUGGGCCAGGGAGGAUCCUCUCCCUGGUGUAGGCCUUAUCAUGGCUGGGGCUGAAAUGGCUGGUGACUCUGCUCUGUCCUGGCUGUUGGUGAUGGCAUGUAGCUUCAGGUGGUAUCAUCAGAUGUUGGGGCACAGCAGGCAGGUGCCUGGCUGGGGACCUUGUCCAGGGAGGAGCUAGCACUGUUUGUGGCCAGUGGUGUCAUGGCUGGCCGUGCCUUGCAGGGACUGGGGCUGUGGAGCUGGCACAGCAGGCACUGGCCCAGACUCCCUGAGCUGCUGGUGGAAAAUACAGCUGGGGAGCUCAGUAGGAUGUGCUGCUGGAUGCCCAAGGGGCCCUCCCAAGGUGAUGUGUUGCUGCAGGUUCCAGCCCAGAGUGGGAGCUUGGGCAGGCUGCCCACGCUGUUGUAGACAACACAGCUGCAGCCUGGGUCCCAGGGCAUGUGGUUGCCCAUCAGUUGCUACAUAAAGGGUAUGGACUUAUGGGUAUUCCCCAGCCAACAACUGUGGUCGGUGAUGGAAACCUACUGUGUCCUCAAGGCCUUGACCUUUAUGUGGCACUACUGUGCUGACUGGUUGUGCCUAAACUGCUGUAUCCAGGCUGACAGCCACUCAUAGACAUGGGAAUUGGAGAGCCCACCCCUCUCACACUGGUGCUGCACCUUUGUUCACCCCACAGUGCCACAAGGUCACCAGUCUCCUCCUGCAACCAGUUGGGGCCCCAAGUGGCGGGCAUGGGCAUGGGUGCUAGUAAGGAGGAUGCCACUGGGGAUCCCAUGCCAGCUCUCUGGGCCUCCUUGUGGCUGUACCUGUGCUGAUGGUCCUGGGUAGCUGCCUGCAGCACCCAGCGCAGGGGCCCAGUGUGGAACUGGCAGCUGCAUGGCAGAGGCAAUGCCCCACAGCACUUGCAGGCUCAGGGCAGACUGCUGAGAGUUGGCUGCAGGCAGUUGGAGCUGGCCCCUGCAGCCAGAAGCUGCCUAUAUCUGGGCCUAGGGGGGCUGGUAGGUCUGGCUGAAGCUUGCAGCAACCUCCAGGCCUGGACAGCAUGGCCUGGCAGCUGUGAGUGCCAUAGAGGAAGCCCAGCCCUGGAGCAGAAGAGGCUCCUAGCCUGAAGCCCUGGGCCUAGCCUCUGGCUGACUCCCUAGUAACAGGGCUGAUGCUGGCUUGCAUCUACACGUGUGUUACUGUGCAUCUACACAUGCAUUACUGUGCAGUAACUAAUUGGGAGUAAAUCUGAUAUCUGUAUUUGCA
Molecule: messenger RNA, 9504 nt
Organism: Alligator mississippiensis (American alligator)
Lineage: Eukaryota; Metazoa; Chordata; Crocodylia; Alligatoridae
Gene: C3H8orf34
Product: chromosome 3 C8orf34 homolog
Exons: 15
Coding region: 472-2493 (673 amino acids)
Source: RefSeq, a predicted model, not a curated record